Mytilus californianus (California mussel) is the source of this 1414-nucleotide messenger RNA. Its product is annotated as glutamate-rich WD repeat-containing protein 1-like. Bases 32 to 1393 code for a protein of 453 amino acids. The transcript has 6 exons. The record is from RefSeq and is a predicted model, not a curated record. NCBI's taxonomy places the organism in Eukaryota, Metazoa, Mollusca, Bivalvia, Mytilida, Mytilidae. Gene Ontology annotation, molecular function: protein binding.
CCCGGAAGUGAAAUAUUGAACUACACACCACAUGGUCAAAAUGGGAGAUAAACAACAAGAUGAAAAUGUUGAAAAAUCUGACACCGAAGACGAUGAUGAGAUGGAAAUGUGUCAGAUGGACGGAGCUGACGAGGAAAUGGAAGAUGAAAACGAAGACGAUAAAGUGUAUCUCCCUGGGGAGCCACUAGAAGAGGGAGAAGAGUUAGUGUGUGAUGAAUCUGCAUACAUGAUGUAUCAUCAGGCACAAACAGGUGCACCGUGUCUCAGCUUUGAUGUUAUACCAGACUCUUUAGGAGACAAAAGAGAGACCUUCCCAUUAACAUGUUAUUGUGUUUCUGGUUCUCAGUCAGAGCAUGGACACUUGAAUCAUGUGAUUGUCAUGAAAAUGGAAAAUCUACAUCGGACUACAAAAGAGAAAAAAGAAUCAGAUGAAAAUGAAGAUGAAUCAGAUGAGGAUGAAGAAGAAGAUGAUGAUGAAGAAAAAAAACCAGAAUUAGAAACAGUGUCAAUAAAACAUAGUGGCUCUGUUAAUAGAAUAAGGGUAACAACAAUUGGUCAAAAGAGUAUAGCAGCUACUUGGUCAGAGAAUGGCAAAGUGUAUAUCUGGGAUUUGACACGGCCCCUUCAUGCUGUUAAUGACUCUAACAUCAUGUCAGUUUACAUACGCAAUGAAGAAUCUCCACCUCCUAUUUAUACAUUUAAAGGCCAUCAGGUAGAGGGAUUUGCUGUUGAUUGGUCUCCUAUUAUGGAAGGAAGACUACUGACUGGUGAUUGUAAAAAGAACAUACAUAUGUGGACUCCAAAAGAAGGAGGAGCUUGGCAUGUAGAUCAAAGACCUUACAGUGGACACACCUCUUCAGUUGAAGAUAUACAGUGGUCUCCUAAUGAAAACAAUGUUUUUGCCUCGUGUUCUGUAGACAGAUCAAUCAGAGUAUGGGAUGCAAGAGCUGCCCCUAAUAAGGCAUGUAUGUUGACUGCUGAAGAGGCUCACGACAGAGAUGUUAAUGUUCUACACUGGAAUAGGAACGAACCAUUCAUAGCUUCAGGGGGUGAUGAUGGUGUUAUUAAAGUCUGGGACCUGAGACAGUUUCAGAAGGGUAAACCAGCAGCAUCAUUUAAACAUCACACAGCACCAAUAACAUCUAUAGAAUGGAAUCCUUAUGAUAGUUCUGUGUUUGCUGCAUCUGGUUCUGAUAACCAAAUAACAAUAUGGGAUUUGUCAGUAGAAAAAGACAAUGAAGGUGAAGGGGAACCAGAUGUUCCGCCUCAGUUGUUAUUUAUUCAUCAAGGACAGACAGACAUUAAAGAAUUACACUGGCACAAACAGUUACCUGGUGUAAUAGUUAGUACAGCGCAUAGUGGUUUUAACAUCUUCAGAACGAUAAGUGUGUGAUCAUUAAAUGAUUUUAAUAUG